GCACCGAACGUCAGGGCCAGAGCCACCACGUGGCAGGGAGGGCGGGCCCGCUCCCCUCCCGCCCUCUGUCCCAGUGGCAGAGCCCCGGAGGCCGGCUGGCAGAAGGGGCCCGGAGCCCCGGGGGGUCAUGGGCUUGGGGGUCCGCGGUCUUCACGCCCCUUCUUCCCCCGCAGGUGCCCUACCGCCCGCUAGCCCCCAUGGGGGUGUCCGGCGUCCUGAGGCGCCUGAGCGGCGUCCCGCACUCCGCCGAGGACGACCUGGGGGAGGAAGGCGGCCCGGCAGCCUGCCGCAACGGGCGCUCCCCCGGGGGCGCUGAGGCGGGCCUGGGCUCCCGGCGCCGGGGCCGCUUCGUCAAGAAGGACGGCCACUGCAACGUGCGCUUCGUCCACCUGGGGGAGCACGGCGCGCGCUACCUCAGCGACCUGUUCACCACCUGCGUGGACGUGCGCUGGCGCUGGAUGUGCCUCUUCUUCUCGUGCUCGUUCGUGCUGUCCUGGCUGCUGUUCGGCCUGGCCUUCUGGCUCAUCGCCUCGCUGCACGGGGACCUGGCGGCGCCCCCGCCCGCCGCGCCCUGCUUCUCGCAGGUGGGCAGCUUCCUGGCCGCCUUCCUCUUCGCGCUGGAGACGCAGACGUCCAUCGGCUACGGCGUGCGCAGCGUGACGGAGGAGUGCCCGGCCGCCGUGGUGGCCGUGGUGCUGCAGUGCAUCGCGGGCUGCGUGCUGGACGCCUUCGUGGUGGGCGCCAUCAUGGCCAAGAUCGCCAAGCCCAAGAAGCGCAACGAGACGCUGGUGUUCAGCGAGAACGCCGUCGUGGCCCUGCGCGACCACCGCCUCUGCCUCAUGUGGCGCGUGGGCAACCUGCGGCGCAGCCACCUGGUGGAGGCCCACGUGCGCGCGCAGCUGCUGCAGCCUCGAGUCACCCCAGAAGGCGAGUACAUCCCCCUGGACCACCAGGACGUGGACGUGGGAUUCGACGGCGGCACAGACCGCAUCUUCCUGGUGUCCCCCAUCACCAUCGUGCACGAGAUCGACGCUUCCAGCCCCCUGUACGAGAUGGGCCGGGCCGAGCUGGCCCGCGCGGACUUCGAGCUGGUGGUCAUCCUGGAGGGCAUGGUGGAAGCCACCGCCAUGACCACCCAGUGCCGCUCCUCCUACCUGCCGGGGGAGCUCCUGUGGGGCCACCUCUUCGAGCCCGUGCUCUUCCAGAGAGGGGCCCACUACGAGGUGGACUACCGCCACUUUCACCGAACCUAUGAGGUGCCGGGGACCCCCGUCUGCAGUGCCCGGGAGCUGGAUGAGAGGCGGGCCCUGGGGGACAGUGACAGCCCCGGGCCCAAGGGGGGCCUGCCUGGUGCCCUGGCUGCCUUCUGCUAUGAGAACGAGGUGGCCCUCAGCUGCUGCCAGGAGGAGGAGGAGGUCGAGGAGGAGAGGGGGGACGCCCAGGCGGAGGCCAGCCCCAGGGCCCCCACCCCGCCCCUACCCCCAUCCCCUGAACUGGCCCCCCCUCCUUGAGGAAAGGCAGGCAGGGCUGGGGGACGGCAAUUCCCCGUGUCAUGGAGCUUGGCAUGUAGUCCCUGGCGGGGGAGGAGCUGGAAUGGAGGCCCGGAACCCCUUCCCUGGGGCCUAGGCUAGGACGGAUGGGGAGGCAGUGCAUGCUGCCUGGACCCUGGACGCAGGAAAGGCGGGGCGGCCUCGGGGGUAGAACCUUCUGGACUAAUUGGCAGCCCCUCCUCCCCACUUUCCCAACGGGGGUGGGGAAUGAGGCCCCCCCACAUCCCUACCGACCCCCCCCUCCUCUUUCUCCUUCCAGCCCUUCCCUUCUGGGCUCAAUCUUGCCUGGAGUCCAAGAGGCUGGGACUGGCCAGGGUUGUUCUAGACCCCCCCCCCCCAGGAAGAGAAUGGGACCCAGGAAGCCCAUCGAUUCAGGCCCGGUUUGGGGCGAGGAGGCCGGCCUGGCCUCCAGGCUGAGCCGGAAGCAGUCAGGUUGCUCGGCCCCCAGAGGAGGGGGCCCUCUCCAGAAUGCUGUGCAUAUACCCACCUACAUAUAAGUAUAUAGAGAAUAUUCUCCCUCGUGUUCCCUGACUUUGCUGCAGAAGGGGUGGGGCGAGGACGCCUGGGCGGGCCGGGCCAGCAUGGGCUAGCCCCCUUCUUCUGCUUUUGCCUGUUAACCGGAGGGGGUUGGGACGUAUUCCCCUUGGGCUGUGCCAGCUGGGCGCCCCGCGAGGAGGCAUCCCGGGCUCGCUGGGACUUUUCUGGAAGGCCCCGGAGCAAAGCAGCUGGCGUUCCCGGGAGGACCUGGCGUGGCCUCUGGCCACCGGGAAGGCUGCAGCAUGAGUCACCCGGCCCGAGCUGCUGCGCAGGGCCCAGGCCCCGGCUGGCCCGCCCUGCCUUGCCCCUGCCCGGGCUCUGGGACGAGUGUGGGGGACGCUGAAGGAUCCCGGGGUCUUUCCCACCAUUGUUGGGGGUGGAGGGAACCUCCUCCCCCCUACCCCCCAGAAUAAAGAGUUAUGAAGCCAUUAA
Messenger RNA from Antechinus flavipes (yellow-footed antechinus), 2519 nucleotides. It is a transcript of the gene KCNJ14, whose product is annotated as potassium inwardly rectifying channel subfamily J member 14. NCBI's taxonomy places the organism in Eukaryota, Metazoa, Chordata, Mammalia, Dasyuromorphia, Dasyuridae. Gene Ontology annotation, biological process: regulation of monoatomic ion transmembrane transport; potassium ion import across plasma membrane. The transcript has 2 exons. The record is from RefSeq and is a predicted model, not a curated record. The coding region runs from base 198 to 1511 and encodes 437 amino acids. Gene Ontology annotation, molecular function: inward rectifier potassium channel activity. Gene Ontology annotation, cellular component: plasma membrane.